Messenger RNA from Rhodofomes roseus, 1172 nucleotides. RefSeq lists its product as uncharacterized. The record is from RefSeq and is a predicted model, not a curated record. The coding region runs from base 412 to 1038 and encodes 208 amino acids. NCBI's taxonomy places the organism in Eukaryota, Fungi, Basidiomycota, Agaricomycetes, Polyporales, Fomitopsidaceae. The transcript has 3 exons.
CGCGACUGCACCAACCUGUUGUAGCGCGCUUGAGCCACCCACACUGCUCACCGUCGCGGAAUUGUAUUCCAUGCUCCAUGACUACCCAUCUGAGGACUUGUAUACACCACCAACACCCGUAAGCCAUGAAGAACGCAUCAGGAGGCUCGCGCGAGGAGUUGGUUUGAGAUGGGAUUCGGAGGACGGGUCGGCGGAUGAGGAUACAGAUUCAGUUGAGAUAGAUGGUGCCGACUGCGAGUCCAGUGGUGCUCCGGGCUCGCCGCUUCCUGCCCUCGACUUUUCAGGACUCGGAGCAUAUCAUGAAUACGACGACCUCGAGACAAUGACGCACCCUCUCGCCACGGCUACUAUGCCACGACUUGCGAGACUUGUGGUCUGUCUGUCCAGGUCACGGACACGACGGGUGACUCAAUGUGCCGGACGCAUGUUGGCGAGCACAUACUGCGUGCGAUCCUCGAGAUCUCAGAGGCAAACUUGCGCGAACAGAUUCAUCCAGGGUACCCGUGCAGUUUCUGCGGACGAACCGGGUGCAAUAUAGAUCUUACAAAGACAAGCUCCUCAUAUCAGCCGGCAUCGAACUGUCCACGCGCACACAAGUUCUCUCUGGCCCCUGCAAAGAAGUACUCAGCGUGCAUGCCAUCGACCAACGUCCCUCUGCACUGUGAUCUCUGCGAAACGGAUCCUACAACAAAGAAGAAACCGACGUUCUGGAAGUACAACAUAUUCAACCAUAUUCAACACAAGCACCCACGGAACUGGGAUGCAGAAGCACGUCGCACGAAGGGCCUCAGCGAAGCCUUCGUCGCGUCGAUUCAAGUUGACAUCGAUCCGCGAGAGCUUACAGCAAUCGCCCCGAGUGCAACACGCAUCUAUCCUAUCCCUGAUGCAGAGGCCGAAGUGCGAUCGCAGCAGGACCGUCAGCCGCUAGCAAGCGUCCUGGCGACGCUACACUCGAGCAUCGUGCUAGCAAACACAUCAAGCUCUAGCUUGAACGCACGAUCAUUCUUUAGUACCGAAUUUAGUUCAACUUAUAUGUGAAUUAUUGUUCUCUCUCUCGUAGAUAGUACAGUAUAACAAGCUGUAUACUGCACUCCUAGUAUAUAGAUCGGAAUUAAUACUUAUUCGACCGUGUCAUACUGUGCCUACGGAGGAACUUGGCUCAUUGCGCUGCG